CAUUAUUUUAUAGUAAAUUAUCUAGAUUUUUUUAAAAUACUAUCAAUCGGUUUGGGAGCAUUGACCUAAAGGCUAGCCGUUCUACGUCAUUAGUGAACCAACGGUAACAGCAGAAAAAAAAUGAAAAAUACUAAGUAUUAUAGCGUCUCAAAGUAUUUUGAUCAAACAAGUCGCGUUCUCGCAUGUUUGAUUGAACCAUAAAAAAGGCAAGAAUUUUAAAUAUAUUCGUUGAAAACAGUGAAGACAUGUACAUCACAAUAUUAUUAUUUUUUCCGUUGAUAUCAGUAUCAGUAUCAUUUGUGGAGUUGAAUGUUCAAAAAGCAUUGAUCAAUUUAGAAAACACCACCUAUAGUACAUACGUUAAUGACCAGAAUCAUGUAAUCCACAAAAAAAGUCAAGUGGAAUUUACGAAUAAUAAUAUUACGAACAAUAUACAUGCGCAAGAUAACAUAGACUUCAAUGAAUUUGAUGAAGCUACAAAUUUUGGACUACGUGCCAUGUACGAGUUGUUUGAAGUUGAAGAACGUAAAUUAUAUGAAUUAGGUUUGACAUUGGAACCAGAUCAUCCAGCUCAAUAUGUUGCUGCUUUUAACCACCAGUCAGAUGAAGCAAAAAAUUUAUCUAAAAUAGCUUAUGCUGCUUUAAAAGGAUCCAAGGAGCUUAGUAAUAAGUACAAACAUGUUUCAAAAGACAUAUUGUUAAAUAUUUUCAAAGAAGAUGUUAAUGUAUCCCAAACAAAUCGACGAGUAAGUCUUCGGGAACGUUGUCCUAGGUCUGACCAUAUUCAAUGUUCAACAACAAGUUUGAAAUAUCGUACAGCAGACGGCAGCUGUAAUAAUUUUAAACAUCCUUGGUGGGGUUCUGCUAUGUCAACAAUGCAAAGAUUCCUGGAUCCUUUUUAUGACGACGGUAUAGAAACUAUACGGAAAUCAAAACAUAAUAAUCCUCUACCAAGUCCUCGAGAUGUAUCUUCAACAAUUCAUCGAGAUAAAGAUAUACCUCUGGCGUCACUAACACACAUGCUAAUGCAAUGGGGACAAUUUAUUGAUCAUGAUAUGAUAGCUACUGCUCAAAGUAAAGGAUUUCAAGGAUCGUUUCCACAAUGUUGUCGUAAUUCUGGUACCGAAUUUCAACGUCCUGAAUUAAUGCAUCCAGAUUGCUUGCCUAUUCCAGUAAGUCCCGAUGAUGAAUUUUUUAAACAAUUUAGAGUACGUUGUCUCGAAUUUGUGCGAAGUGGUCCUGCUCCAAGGAAUGAUUGUGGUUUUGGUCCUAGAGAGCAGCUUUCUCAAGUAUCAAGCUUUUUAGAUGGUUCUAUGAUAUAUAGUAGCAAUAUUCAUCAUAGUGAUAGUCUCAGAUUAUUUCGUAACGGGCUCUUACAAUAUGGAAAGCUAGCAUCUCAAAAGCCAAUUCUCCCAAGAGGAGAAUUGAAUGAUCUUUGUCGAAGAGGUUCUUUAUCAACUAAUUGCUUCAAAGCUGGUGAUGCUAGGCUAAGUGAACAGCCAGCCCUGACAUCACUUCAUGUAAUUUUCUUGAGGUUACAUAAUAAAAUUGCAAUGGAAUUAACUGCACUAAAUCCUCAUUGGAAUGAUGAAAGACUUUUUCAAGAAAGCCGUAAAAUUGUUGGUGCAGUUAUUCAACAUAUCACUUAUCAUGAAUUUUUACCAAUUGUUCUGGGAUCAACGAUCAUGAAAAUUUUUGGACUAGAAUUAAAGCGAACAGGAUAUUAUGAUGGUUACGAUCCAACAAUUAAUCCAACGAUUGCAAAUUCAUUUGCAACAGCAGCUUAUCGUUUUGGGCAUUCAUUAGUUCAACGUGGAUUCUUUAGAUAUGAUAAUCAACAUAAAAUUAUUUUUCAGAAUGUCACAAUUCACCAAGAAUUUAACAAUAGAGUUGACUUGCAUAGUGCGGGAUCAGUUGAUCGGUUACUUUUAGGACUAGUAAAUCAACCAUCUCAAAGAAGAGAUGAAUUCAUAACUUCAGAACUUACGAAUCAUCUCUUUCAACUACCAAGUUUUCCAUUUGGUAUGGAUCUUGCGUCAAUAAACAUUCAGAGAGGAAGAGAUCAUGGUUUACCUCCUUAUGUAUACUGGCGAAAGCCAUGUGGUUUAUCUUCAAUUCUAACGUGGCAAGAUUUAGAACGAAGUACUUCUUUUGAAACCGCCAAAAAAUUUCGAAAAAUUUAUAGUGAUGUAGAAGAUAUUGACCUGUUUCCUGCAGGUCUUGCUGAAAAGCCUGUUCCAGGUGGUCUUGUUGGUCCUACUUUUGCUUGUAUUAUCGCUCAACAAUUUUCAAACCUACGGAAAGGAGAUAGAUUCUGGUACGAAAAUGGUGCUUUCCAAAAUAGCUUUUCUCCACUUCAACUCGAUCGAAUUCGACGAAUAACUUUGGCUCAAAUUUUGUGUCAAACACUGGAUAAUAUCGAUACAAUACAGCCUUUUGCUUUUUUAACUCCUGAUAUAUUUAAAAAUAAACGAAUAUCGUGUAACGAUAAACGACUAAAUGAAUUGAACUUUGAUCCAUGGAUCGAAAGUAUUUUUGAAAAAAAUGCAUCAACGUCAAGAACGACUAAUAAUGCAAAAUUGAAUGUAACUAAAUUAGAAGAUAGACAGAAAAUGUUUUCUAUAUCUAAUUAUACAUAUUUAUAUACACCUAUAAAAACUGAUGUUAAACAGAAAAAUCGAGUAGUUAUUAAAAAACCGAUAGGGCAACAACAGGAAAAUUUGACAAUAAAUGUACAAAAUCAUGCUGUUAAUUCACCAAUUUUUUUUAAAAGUCUACCAACGAAUCAGAACAAUUUUUCUUUCAUUCAUUUCUUACAAGAUGAAAGAAAUAUUAAUACAAAUGCAAAUUACCGUGAUGAACUAAAUAAUCAAUCCACGUCUAAUAAUUAAUUGUAAAUAUUACGGCGUGAUGUAAGCAAAUUAUUUUUUUGAAGUUAAAGAAAGUGAUUCAUCAGUAUGCUUAUAAGGAGCGAAAUAAGAUAACUAAUUACGAGAUAGGCCUAUUCAUUGAAGAAUCUUAAGUGUCUGUCUUUUAGAAGCAGUACGUAGUCGUUGAAAUUUCUUUGAUUGACAUUACUUGUACGAGUCAGAUGGCUUAUGUUUUUUUAUAACUAAGUUUUUCUCAUAACAUAAAAGGUAUUUAAAUCAUUAAUCGUUCAUUCACAUUUUAAACAUCGAAGGGUUUAUUUUUUGUAACUAAGUGUACAAUUCUGUAUUUAUCGUACAUAUAAGUAUUUAAAAUUCACUGAAACUUAGGAUAAAACUUUCUUACAUAACAUUCUUUGAAAUUUAUGCAGGAUUAUUAUAAUUCUACGAUAUGUUAGUAACAAAUUAUUAUCUAAUCAUAUAAAUAUUUUUA
Chelonus insularis is the source of this 3360-nucleotide messenger RNA. Its product is annotated as chorion peroxidase-like. The record is from RefSeq and is a predicted model, not a curated record. Gene Ontology annotation, molecular function: heme binding; peroxidase activity. Lineage: Eukaryota; Metazoa; Arthropoda; Insecta; Hymenoptera; Braconidae. The transcript is spliced from 10 exons. Gene Ontology annotation, biological process: response to oxidative stress. The coding region runs from base 246 to 2891 and encodes 881 amino acids.